Messenger RNA from Schizophyllum commune H4-8, 1373 nucleotides. RefSeq lists its product as uncharacterized. Lineage: Eukaryota; Fungi; Basidiomycota; Agaricomycetes; Agaricales; Schizophyllaceae. The transcript has 4 exons. Bases 32 to 1282 code for a protein of 416 amino acids. The record is from RefSeq and is a predicted model, not a curated record.
UUGACCUCCAUCCUUCUACGCUCACUUCAGGAUGCCUACGACUCGUCGCCAAGCUGCGGAAGCUGAAAAGCACGAGGAGAAGCCUGCCCAUGCAGGUAGCAAACGUCCACCAACGUCGCGGAAGGAGACCAAGAGCGCGGAGGAGCCGCCGGCCAAAAAAGCUAAGCCGGCCUCCAAACCUAAAGGAGGGAAAGCAACGAAGGCGAAGGCGGAGCCAAAGGAAGACCAGGACAAAGAACAUGAAGACCAAAAGGGGCAAGCAGUGGAGGCUGAAGAGAAGCCUGCUACUGGCUCUAAAUCUGCAGGACCAUGGCAUGCCGGUACUAUCGAACGCGGUCACAUAUACUUCUUCUAUCGUCCGAAGGUGCAGCUCGAGGAAGCAGCAAGCAUCGACGACGUGAAGAACUUCCACAUGCUUCUCGUGCCCCGUCCUCCCGAGUUCGCGUCAGGAAAUGAGGGCGCGAGCAAGCCAGAGGAGCCAGGACAGGCGCAGGAAAUGCAGAUGCUGCAGUCCGGCGCGGACGCGGUCCCUGCAGAGCCCACUCAUACGAAGAAGAAAUUCUACCGCCUUAUCACCUUGGGCAAGAAGCAGCUUCCGGAUCCGGAGCACGCCACCGGCGGGAGAAAGGAAACGUUUUGGGCUACUGUAACCGAUGUCGGAGACGACCUUGAGUCACUCGAGAAGGGUCUCGACGAGAAGACAUACGAGACGAAGACGCGCGGUACGAGGCAUCAGGCCCCUGCUCGCCUCGUCGCUCGUGGCGCCUACGCCAUCGUCAACAACAACCCUCGCAUCCCUAGCGGGCGGGAGACUCACUUCGGUUAUCACCUCUCACACCCGUCCGCUGAGGAAUUUACACCGGAUUCUGUACAAGCCGAGCUGGGUAUACACCCAGCGAACUCGUUCGUCAUCCAGGUCAAGAAUCCCCUGGCGCCGUCAACGAACCCGGCUAUGCGGAAUCAGAAGGGCGCGGAGUAUCCCGAGGAUAUCAUGGUUGAUGUCUUCGGUAAAGGAGGUAGGAAGGGAAGGGAGAACUAUGGGCUCCGUUUUGCGCCCUGCGAGCGCCCAGAGCUCCUCAAUUACGAGGGUGCGCAACUGCUGUUCAUCGCCGCCCGCGAUGGAGAAGCCGGUCUGGAGGAAUCCUUGGGCGAGGGACGCGGUGAAGCGUUAUCUGAGGCAGAGAAGAAGGAGUCGAAGGAAGCCGUCAACGAGGUCUUCUCUGAACUGGGAUUGCACUUGGAAAGAUUCCCUGCAAAGCCACUGAUUGGGGAGUGGAUUUGAAGUCGAGAGGAGAAGGCGCAGAAAUAAUAAAUCAGCGGCAAGUUUCCGUUCCCCAAUGUACUUAUACGUAUUGCUAUUUUCUUCGCAUGAA